This is a messenger RNA of Penicillium griseofulvum, 729 nucleotides long. RefSeq lists its product as uncharacterized. NCBI's taxonomy places the organism in Eukaryota, Fungi, Ascomycota, Eurotiomycetes, Eurotiales, Aspergillaceae. The transcript has 4 exons. The record is from RefSeq and is a predicted model, not a curated record. Bases 1 to 729 code for a protein of 242 amino acids.
AUGACCAGGCUUGCACGAAACUAUUCCGGAGAAACAGGCUGUGGUAGUCCAAACGCCCAUCAAAGCUUUGGUAUAAGGAACUCUGAGAUGCAUUACUCCAAUGGCUUUGUGCCCACUGGGCCCAGGUCUCACCAGGGCAAUGGGCGUUCAAACUACAAUGGCAAUCCCAAUCGGAAUGCCAACAACAACUAUGGAAAAGGGAAUGGAAAGCAAUGGAGGAACAACCGAAAUGGCAAUGGCAAUGGCAACCAGUGGAACAAUCACAACGGCAAUGUCACUGGCAGUGCCAAUAACACUGUCAAUGGCAAUGUCAAUGGCCACUGGAACAACGCCCGCAACAACAAUACUGGCAAUCGCAAUGGCAACCAGUUCAAUAACACUCACACUGGAAAUGCCAAUGGCACUGGCGUGGGAAAAUACAAAGGCAAGAACUUCAACCCCAAUUACAAGGGGAAGAACUUCAAACCCAACUACUCUCGUGCCAACCCACGCCAUUUGUCUGCCACCCGAUCAAUGCCUGUGCCUGUGCCAAAUCCCAACAUCGACGUCGAGAUGGCGGACGCGCCAUCCGACGAACCAAGGGACAUCGAGAUGCCAGACGCACCACCGCUUCUAGAUCCAAGGAUCGAAGCCUUCACUAUGGGUGCGUUUGCAAUCAAGCAAAUGGCUGAGAGCAUGCUGGACAUGGCAAAAGAGUUGGACCCCAACUAUGGCUACAUUCCAACCUGA